AGGUGUGGCAGCUAGCUGCAGUAUGAACUCCCGGAUCUCUGUAGCAAAUGCUACUAGAUCAGAGCUGCUGCGAUCUGGCUUGGUAUGCCAUUGCUUGGUAACAACAGAUGGCUGUGGGUGGUCCUCUUGCUCUCCACCAACCUCCUCACUGGUCUCUUUGUCUUCAUCAAUCUGAAGGACACUGGUGAUCCUGAUAGAUAUGACAGCAAUUACCACCAAUUUAAUGUGUACAGUAGCCAUCAAAACAGCAGGAGAAUAUCACCACGACACACCAUUAUUGAAUCACCUAUUACUGUACAAAGACGAACACAAUCUCAACUGAAGUUGAAGAAGCUGCUGGGAAGAUUCGGACUUUUGCUAGCAAAUUCCUCAGCGACUUCAGUGUAUGCAAACUGCUCAAUAGCCUCCGAACGGAAUAGUUGCGAGGUGGCCAGUGUACGAACUAUGAUGAACUUUGACCUGGACUCUUCAAGCGCCUGUUGGACUAUGUCACACACUAAUUUGACUAUCACGGGACAAUGUUCACACAGCACAGAGUCUUCGACCACCACUAGCCAACCGAGCGUGCGGAGUAUAUUUGCCAUCACACCAACUUAUGCACGCUACACUCAAAAAGUUGACCUCACUUCUCUGUGUCAGAUGGCGAUGCACGUGCAGAACUUAGUGUGGAUUAUCGUGGAGGAUUCUAGCGAGAAGACGGAUCUAGUUGCAGACCUACUGGACCGAUGCAAAGUCACGAGUGUUCACUUGAAUGUACGCACACCACCCUCCUAUAGACCACGCCCAGGUGCCGAUAGAUACAAGGAGAUGUACUCUCGAGGGGUUAAACAGAGGAACUUGGGGUUGGGCUGGAUCAGGAAACAUUGCUCAAUAGUGAAGAACUGCACGGGAGCUGUGUACUUUAUGGAUGAUGACAACAAGUAUGACCUGAGGCUGUUCGAAGAGAUAAGGAAGACGGAGAAUGUGUCGGUGUUCCCUGUUGGUUUCAGUGGGGGACUCAAGGUGGAGGGGCCCACGUGUAACAAGGAGAGACGGGCAGUCUCAUGGCAUGCUGAAUGGGGACCUGACAGGCCUUUCCCUAUAGACAUGGCUGGGUUUGCCAUCCAAGUGACGGUCCUCCUCUCCAAGCCGGAUGUGUGGGUGGGAUUUGACGAGUUAGGGGAGCCCACUCAGCGAGGUUAUCUUGAGACUAGCUUCCUGGAAAAGUUUACCAGUAGAGACGCAGUCGAGUGUAGGGGAAACGACAGAGAGGUCCUGGUGUGGCAUGUGAAGACACAGAAACCCUGGAUCUUAUAUGAAGUCAACAACCCAACUGAUGACCAUUUUGAAGUCUGAUAAACAGUGAUUAUUUUUUCUACAUCUAUUAUCAUUAUACUGUGUGUUAUUAAUUUAUUUUUUCACUUCCAUUUUUUGUCACAUGUAAAUUUUGCAAUAAUUAACGAUUCAUAAAAAUCGAGGAAAGUAAACACAUUAUGAAAUAGCACAUAAUACU
Messenger RNA from Halichondria panicea, 1492 nucleotides. RefSeq names its product galactosylgalactosylxylosylprotein 3-beta-glucuronosyltransferase I-like. The record is from RefSeq and is a predicted model, not a curated record. Gene Ontology annotation, molecular function: galactosylgalactosylxylosylprotein 3-beta-glucuronosyltransferase activity. NCBI's taxonomy places the organism in Eukaryota, Metazoa, Porifera, Demospongiae, Suberitida, Halichondriidae. Gene Ontology annotation, cellular component: Golgi membrane. The coding region runs from base 85 to 1335 and encodes 416 amino acids. The transcript is spliced from 5 exons. Gene Ontology annotation, biological process: carbohydrate metabolic process; chondroitin sulfate proteoglycan biosynthetic process.